GUCUUUGUCGAACAUGCUUGGACGGCUCUUCGUUAUCGCGUUCAUCAUCAUCGAGCUCAAUGUCGUUAUCAAUACGGCGGAGCCAAGGUAUCGGCGAUAUCCGAGAUCAUUGGUCGAUGAUAAUAGAGUGACAAUUAAUUGUGGUAGUCAUGCAGAGUCACCAGAGUGUCGUUCGGAAAAAAAUACAUCGUUAAUCGGAGAACACGACGUGCAGAAAAUUCAGGAGGAAGAGAAAUCGUGGAACUUUGCGGAUUUGUUUGAUGAUGCUAUCGGUGAUGAAGCUCGUGGUAAGAAGGGGAAGAAGAAGGGAAUGGGAAAAUACAUUAUCGUCAUGGCUGGAGCGGCUAAGGCCACGCUGAUGUAUGUGAUGAUACACGCGGUUGCCCUGCUUGCUGGAAAAGCACUGAUUGUUGCCAAGGUUGCCCUAGCCUUGGCUGCUGCUAUUGCAUUGAAAAAGGCACUAGAACACAACGAUAAGACGUCAGUGGAGAUAAUCAAACAUCCUCAGCACAGUUAUCACCAAACCCACAGCUCUAGUGUGGAUUAUGAUCAUGGGGGAGGAUACGAAGGACAUCGACGAAGAAGAUUUGCACGAUGAUAAUCACUUCAUAAAUACCCCGAGCACUGUACUGUACAAUUUUCAUAUCUCCAUGUUAAUUUGCUAUUAUAAUUUAUUACUAUACAAAUAAAAAUG
Molecule: messenger RNA, 694 nt
Organism: Fopius arisanus
Lineage: Eukaryota; Metazoa; Arthropoda; Insecta; Hymenoptera; Braconidae
Exons: 3
Coding region: 14-598 (194 amino acids)
Cellular component (GO): membrane
Source: RefSeq, a predicted model, not a curated record